This is a messenger RNA of Cynocephalus volans (Philippine flying lemur), 750 nucleotides long. It is a transcript of the gene PTCRA, whose product is annotated as pre T cell antigen receptor alpha. Gene Ontology annotation, biological process: negative regulation of thymocyte apoptotic process. NCBI's taxonomy places the organism in Eukaryota, Metazoa, Chordata, Mammalia, Dermoptera, Cynocephalidae. The record is from RefSeq and is a predicted model, not a curated record. The transcript has 4 exons. The coding region runs from base 1 to 750 and encodes 249 amino acids.
AUGGCUGGGACAUGGCUGCUGCUUCUCCUCGCCCUUGGGUGUCCAGCCCUGCCUACAGGUGUGGAUGGCACGCCCUUCCCUUCUCUGGCCCCACCAAUCACGCUGCUGGUGGAUGGGAAGCAGCAGACGCUGGUGGUCUGCCUGGUCCUCAAUGUCUCACCCCCUGGCCUUGACAGUCCCAUCUGGUUCUCAGCUGGCAAUGGCAGUGCACUGAACGCCUUCACCUAUGGCCCUUCCCCAGCAACGGAUGGCACCUGGACUAGCUUGGCCCAGCUCUCCCUGCCCUCAGAGGAGCUGGCAACCUGGGAGCCCUUGGUCUGCCACACUGGGCCUGGGGCUGGGGGCCACAGCUGGAGCACACAGCCCCUACAGUUGUCAGGAAAGGCUUCCACAGUCAGGACCUGCCUGCAGGAGCCUCUUAGCGGGACUCCGGGCCAGGCCCUGCGGCUGGGGGCGCUGCGGCUACUGCUCUUCAAGCUGCUGCUCUUCGACGUGCUCCUGACCUGCAGCCGCCUCCGCGCCCGCCAGCCCAGCGCGCGGACCCUCUCGGCCCCGCGGCCCAUCGCCGCGCCUUCCCGUAGCCGCCGCCCGCACGCGAGCCCUCGGCUCCCACCGACCGCAGGUGGCCGCGGCGACGGAGCGACGACAGGCCGCCGGCUGCACAGCCGCUGUCUGGGUCAGGAGCCCCGGAGCCCAGUCUGGGAGGAGGGGACGUUCUCUACCGACCGAGCUUGGGCCUGGUGCUCGUGA